AUUGCUAUUCAUAUGGACUCAAGUCUUGUAUCCGACUCGUGCCGUCUCUAAUAUCAGUCCACUUCAGUCUUCCUCUUUCUCGAAUUCAGACAUUGGCAACGUCGUAAUCGGAGGAGACCAGAAUCAAAACCGAUCGAAACAGCCGACGAAGAUGGAGGAAGAUCAUGGAAACAGCAACAGUAGUAUAACAGUGGAUACAACAAAAUGGGACAGAUCAGUGUGGUUAAUGAAGUGUCCUUUAGUUGUCUCCAAAUCAUGGCAGUCUCAAGCCGCAGCUUCAUCUUCCUCCUCAGAUUCCCCGCAAGUUGCUAAAGUUAUUGUCUCUGUUGAUCCUCUUCGUUCCGAUGACUCAUCUGCUCUACAAUUCACUAUGGAGAUGGGUGGAAAUGACGUUGGGAAUAUGCCGAAAAGUUACUCCUUGAACAUGUUCCAAGACUUCGUCCCAAUGUGUGUGCUCUCAGAGACAGGUCAAGGAAGAGUUACCAUGGAAGGAAAGGUUGAACAUAAGUUUGAUAUGACACCUCACACUCGUAACAUGGAGGAGUACAGGAAAAUGUGUCGUGAAAGGACAAAUAAGUCAAUGAUCAAGAACAGACAAAUACAGGUCAUUGACAAUGAUCGUGGAGUCAAUAUGAGGCCCAUGCCUGGGAUGAUUGGCAUGAUUGCAUCAAGUUCUAAGGUAUACGAACCAUCAUCUAUUCCUCUAAGCAUGUAGAAAUCUUGCCUUUUCUAUUUUUG
Solanum stenotomum is the source of this 738-nucleotide messenger RNA. RefSeq lists its product as uncharacterized. Gene Ontology annotation, cellular component: transcription factor TFIIF complex. Gene Ontology annotation, biological process: transcription by RNA polymerase II; transcription initiation at RNA polymerase II promoter. The record is from RefSeq and is a predicted model, not a curated record. Bases 152 to 715 code for a protein of 187 amino acids. The transcript has 4 exons. NCBI's taxonomy places the organism in Eukaryota, Viridiplantae, Streptophyta, Magnoliopsida, Solanales, Solanaceae.